Messenger RNA from Aspergillus bombycis, 1686 nucleotides. Its product is annotated as putative MFS allantoate transporter. The coding region runs from base 1 to 1686 and encodes 561 amino acids. Gene Ontology annotation, cellular component: membrane. Gene Ontology annotation, molecular function: transmembrane transporter activity. Gene Ontology annotation, biological process: transmembrane transport. Lineage: Eukaryota; Fungi; Ascomycota; Eurotiomycetes; Eurotiales; Aspergillaceae. The record is from RefSeq and is a predicted model, not a curated record. The transcript is spliced from 8 exons.
AUGAGCGGCAACCCUCACCUGGAGCCUACUCCAGGUUCCAAGAUUGACUCGGCAGAGGCGCCUACGUUUGUUCACAGCGAGAACACACAUGUCGAGGCGGGCCUUAAAGCACUAAAACCGAAAGAUGGCGACACGGCCAUGGCAAUUUUCAACGACGAGGAACUUCAGGAACCCGUGGAUCCAGUCGAGGCGCGCAAACUGCUCUGGAAAAUUGACUUCAUGAUAUUACCAUAUCUAGCCGUUUGCUAUGCCUUCUUUUAUAUUGAUAAGACCACAUUGAGCUAUGCGGCAAUCUUUGGGAUCAAUGAAGACCUUAACCUUCACGGGACACAGUAUAGUUGGCUCAGUAGUAUUUUUUACUUCGGAUUCCUCGCCUGGGCGUUCCCGACGAACUUUCUGAUGCAAAGACUGCCCAUAGGAAAAUAUCUUGGAGCGAAUAUCUUCAUGUGGGGUGUUUUCCUGAUGAUCCAAGCCGCAUGUAACAACUUCGCAACUCUUGCUGUGCUUCGAGCGCUGGGGGGAGCCGCAGAAGCCUGUGCGGAUCCUGCGUUUAUGCUCAUCACUAGUAUGUGGUAUACGCGACGCGAGCAACCUGUCCGUAUUGGUUUAUGGUAUACGGCCAAUGGGCUCGGAAUUGCCCUUGGAGGUCUCUUAGGCUAUGGAAUCGGUCAUAUCAGAGGUGCACUUCCAUCGUGGAAGUACGAAUUUAUUGUAAUCUGGGGAAUCGUCAUGUUCAUCUUCCUCCCUGAUUCACCGGUCACAGCACCGGGCCUCACCCAAAGGGAGCGUCGAAUCGCAGUGGAGAGAUUACGAGAUAAUCAGACAGGUGUCGAAAACAAGCAUCUCAAGCCUUACCAGAUUCUCGAAGCGUUCCUAGACUACAAGAUAUACUUCUUCUUCACCCUCGGUCUAGUUUGCAAUGUUCCAAACGGUGGCAUCUCUAAUUUUGGAACCAUAAUCAUCAAAGGCUUCGGAUUCUCUACCCUAGUGACUACCCUGAUGCAGGUAAGCAACCACACUGAUGACGCCAGACUACAGCAAAAGCUCAACUACAUCAUCCAGAUACCCUACGGAGCCCUGAUCGCACUCUCCAUUCUAGCCUGUGUAUACCUCAACGACCGCUUCGAGAACAGACGCUGCGUCUUCAUCCUAAUAUUCCUCAUCCCAAAUAUAGCAGGGGCAUUCGGCCUACGCUUCGUCCCGACAGAUCAGCAAGUCGGCCGACUAAUCUGCUAUUACUUAACAGGCCCAUACAACGCAGCCUUCGUUCUGGUCCUGAGUAUGCAAGUCGCAAACACAGCUGGCCACACAAAGAAAGUAGUCACCAACGCAGUCCUCUUCCUAGGGUACUGCACUGGAAACAUCGCCGGUCCAUUCUUCUACAAGGAGAGCCAGAAACCAACCUACGAGCUCGGCAUCUGGUCCAUGAUCGUUUCGCAUCUGAUUGAAGCUGUCCUCAUCAGUACCCUGGGCCUUCUGCUUCGCUGGGAGAAUCAAAAGAGGGAUAAGAUACAGUCUCAGAUGGAAGGCGGGUUGGAAGGUAGAGAUCUGGAUGCGACUGCCUUCUUGGAUCUGACGGAUAGGGAGAAUUUGAAGUAUGUUUUUUCUCGUUUCAUUUCGCUGAUUUUGUGCGGUAUUUGUGCUAACUUUUCUACUUUACAGUUUCCGGUAUAUUUAUUAGCAUGA